Messenger RNA from Cavia porcellus (domestic guinea pig), 769 nucleotides. RefSeq names its product interferon lambda-2-like. The record is from RefSeq and is a predicted model, not a curated record. Gene Ontology annotation, molecular function: cytokine activity. The transcript is spliced from 5 exons. The coding region runs from base 15 to 596 and encodes 193 amino acids. Gene Ontology annotation, biological process: positive regulation of immune response; innate immune response; defense response to virus. NCBI's taxonomy places the organism in Eukaryota, Metazoa, Chordata, Mammalia, Rodentia, Caviidae.
CCGCAGGAGUUCCCAUGCCGCUGCUUCUGCUGCUGCUGCUGCUGGCCACAGUGCAGACCAGGACAGGGGCAGUUCCUGUCCCCAGACCAGUCAGUGUCUCUCUGGAUACCAAGGAAUGUCAUAUGGCCAAGUUCAAGUCUCUGUCCCCACAAGAGCUACAGGCCUUCAAGACGGCCAAGGAUGCCUUUGAAGAGCAGCUCCUGCUGAAGGACUCCAGGUGCAGCUUGCGCCUCUUCCCCAGGACCUGGGACCUGGGGCAGCUGCAGGUGUGGGAGCGCCCCCUGGCCCUGCAGGCUGAGCUGGCCCUGACCCUGAAGGUCCUGGGCACCGUGACAGACCCGGCCCUGGGGGACAUCCUGGAGCAGCCCCUCCACAUGCUGCGUCACAUCCACGCCCAGCUGCAGGCCUGUGUGCCCACCCUGCGCACCGCAGCCCCCAGGCCCGUCAGCCGCCGCCUGUCCCACUGGCUGCAGAGGCUCAACCAGGCCUCCAAGAAGGCGUCCCCUGGCUGCCUCCAGGAGUCUGUCACCUUCAACCUCCUCAGGCUGCUCACCCGGGACCUCAGAUGUGUGGCCAGGCCAGGGCACUGUGCUUGAGCCCUGAGCCUCCCCUGCCACCUGCCAUGGAUGUCUACGUUGUAUUUCUGCGUCCAGCGUGUGCCUUAAUUUAUUGUGACCUAAUCACUAUUUAUUGUUAGCUUCUCCAACUCAUGUUCCAUUAAAUGUCUAUUUUUUUACUUUUUAUAAGCCUUUUGCAAAUAAAGAAUGAA